AUGAGUGCAAACCCUAGCAGCAGUGGCGGUGGUGGGGCGGGAAGCGGUGGAAGCAGCAGUGGUAGCAGUGGUGGUGGUGGUGGUGGACCGUGUGGGGCAUGCAAGUUCUUGAGGAGGAAGUGUGUAGCUGGGUGCAUAUUUGCACCUUAUUUUGAUUCAGAACAAGGUGCAGCAAAUUUUGCAGCUGUGCACAAAGUGUUCGGAGCAAGUAACGUCUCAAAGCUUCUUCUACAUAUUCCGGUGAAUAAACGGGUCGAAGCAGUCGUUAGCAUAUGCUAUGAGGCACAGGCACGGCUUAGAGACCCCGUCAAUGGCUGUGUUGCUCACAUCCUUGCCCUCCAGCAACAGGUGGUGAGUCUACAAGCAGAGCUCUCAUACUUACGAGCUCAUCUUGCAACAUUAGAGCUUCCAACUCCGCCACUACAUCCACCACCUCAGCCGCUAUUACCAUCACCUCCUGUAUCGGUACUGGACCUCCCAACAGCUUCUUUUGCUCCUCCAUUGUACGACUUAUCGGCACUUUUUGAUCCAAUGGUGCAACACUCAUGGACACUGCACCAACAGCAAAUGGAUCCACACCACUUUGGCCGCGGCAGUACCAGUACUUCAGGCGAGAUAUCACUGUUGGCCGCUGACCAUGGCGGCGGCCGUCGUGAUCUCCGUGAAUUGGCACAUGAACUUUUACAUGGUCAAGGGUCUCCACCAGUGUGA
This is a messenger RNA of Ilex paraguariensis (yerba mate), 711 nucleotides long. NCBI's taxonomy places the organism in Eukaryota, Viridiplantae, Streptophyta, Magnoliopsida, Aquifoliales, Aquifoliaceae. The record is from the annotation of a GenBank genome assembly.